Molecule: messenger RNA, 1584 nt
Organism: Chiloscyllium plagiosum (whitespotted bambooshark)
Lineage: Eukaryota; Metazoa; Chordata; Chondrichthyes; Orectolobiformes; Hemiscylliidae
Gene: nfkbiab
Product: nuclear factor of kappa light polypeptide gene enhancer in B-cells inhibitor, alpha b
Biological process (GO): cellular response to tumor necrosis factor; toll-like receptor 4 signaling pathway
Cellular component (GO): cytosol
Molecular function (GO): NF-kappaB binding
Source: RefSeq, a predicted model, not a curated record
GUCACGUCUACAGUACUGAGACGUGGCAGAGGAUUUUGCUGUAGGUGGAGGAUUUGGUAGUGUCUGUCAACCGUUGCUUGUUUGGGCUGUGCUAUAUAUUUUUUUUGCUUGUCUACUUCACUGGGAAACUUCUUACUGUACAGAAGUCAUGGCCGAUCCUACCUUAUUUCAUAAUCACGCUGACAGUUUGGAUAAUCGCAGUAAAGGUAGUGGGAAACUAGAUUAUCAGGGCGGCUCGAUGCAGCCUGGAGUGGGCAAACAGGCUCCCCUUUGGGAGGAGCGGUGUGACAGCGGCAUCGGCUCAAUGAAUGAGAAGGACGUGGAGGUUCUGCGGGAGAUCCAAGAACUGAGCCUGGACGACAAACCAGAGCCAGCCCAGUGUUGGAAAGAAUUCAUCUCGGAGGAUGGAGAUACAUUUCUGCAUUUGGCGAUCAUCCAUGCAGCCAGUGAAAUCGUAUCCCAAAUCCUCGCCAAUACCGAGUUUGGAGAUCAGUACCUUCACCGUCAGAAUAACCUGAAACAGACUCCCUUGCAUCUGGCAGUGAUCACACAGCAGCCUGAUGUGCUGCGUGCUUUGUUGUGGGUUGGAGGAGAUCUGGGACUGAGGGACAUCAAUGGGAAUUCAGCUUUACACAUCGCUUGUGAGAUGAACUUGUUCGUGUGCGUGAAGACCAUCAGCGAUUUCCUCACGAGGCACCAUACCAGAGAACUUUUGGACAGCAAGAAUUACAAUGGUCUUACAUGUUUGCAGCUGGCUGUCAAAAACAGACUUCACAAGAUGGUAGUCUAUCUAAUUCAGAUUGGAGCUGAUAUUAAUGCUCAGGAGCCAUCAAGUGGUCGGACAGCCCUCCAUCUUGCAGUGGAGGAGCAGGAUGCUGAAAUGGUGUCUCUGUUGCUGCAGUGUGGAGCAGACCCCAAUGUGCUCACCUACAAUGGCUGUACACCAUAUCACCUGACCUUGGGAAGAGACAACUGCAAAAUACAGACAGAACUUAUUCGUGUGACAGAUCCAUCUUUAUGCAUGAUGUGGGAUGAAGAAAAGCUAUGGGAAUCUGAAACACCUGACCAUGAGGUAUCUUUCUCUUAUGAUGACUGUGCAAUUGGAGGACUCCGACUCAGAUGUUGAAGUUGCUUUUUUUGUGCAUUGCUGGAUUUCAAAUCAUCUGAAAAGAACUGGAGAUGCAUAUUAGUGUGGUUACCCAAUAAUUUGGUUUAAUGAAAAACUUCAGUGACGUACACUAAGAUUUCUAAGUCACAGUUGGGUGCUGAUGUCUGAUGUUCUAAAUGUGUAAUGUAAAUAAGCCUUUCAGAUGCAGAGAAUGCAGUGCUACAAGUCUUAGAUGUAAAUUAUAUACUAUGGUGUAAAUGAUUGCUUGUAUGCACUGUUUUCAAUUAUUGUAACUGGUUGAAAAAAACUGUAAAAUUUUCAACACUGAGAUAUUGUGCAUAUUUGUAUUUUGUAAAAAUUUGUAAAUAUGUAAAAUAGUGUAAUUAUUGUACAGAUUUUUCUAUCCUUAAACAAGACGAUGUUUGUACAUGCCUCAAAUAUUUAUUUUUUGUCAAAUAAAGAUUAUGGACUUAAAA